AUCAUCAUCAAUUAAUUAAAUAAUGGGUCGGUUGUUAGUUUUGGUGUCGGCGGCCCUGCUGGUUCUAUCGGUGGCGGUGGGUGUGAGCGGUUAUCGUAUGGGACAUCCCUUCAAAGUGAGGGGCAAAGUUUACUGCGACACCUGCGGACGUGGCUUUGAAACCAACGUCACUACCUACAUCCAAGGUGCUACGGUUAAGAUUGAGUGCACGGAUAGGGAGGGUUUGAAAGUGAAGUACUCGGUGUUGGGGUUGAGUGGGUUGGGAGGAGAAUACGAGAUGACCAUCCAAGGCGACCGUGGCGAUGACAUUUGCGACGCCGUCCUCGUCAGCAGCCCCUUGACUGACUGCGACGAAAUUGAUACCCGCCGAUCAAGGGCCUCAAUCAUCCUCACCCGUUCUAAUGGACUCAGCUCCGACGUCCGUCCUGUUAACUCCAUGGGUUUUCUUCUCAAACAGCCUUUGCCAAUAUGCGCCACCAUGUUCCUAGACACUGAUCAAUAAAAUCAUCAUCAUCAUCUCAACACCAAACAAAUUCUACUCACUCAUCUCUCUUGUCUUCUUGUCUGUUUCUCAUAGAUUCAUAGUUUAUUGUAUGUUUUCUUUACUUUCAAUUAUCUAAAUAUAACUUUUUGGAAGCUUACUCAGCAACCAAACAGUACUAGUACUACUACUACUUAUUAAUAAAUUAAUCCAAAAUUUGAGAGGACCAUCCAAAUUUCAAUAGUAAUGUACUGGGCCUAAAACCC
This is a messenger RNA of Impatiens glandulifera, 747 nucleotides long. Its product is annotated as protein DOWNSTREAM OF FLC-like. The transcript is spliced from 2 exons. The record is from RefSeq and is a predicted model, not a curated record. Bases 23 to 502 code for a protein of 159 amino acids. Lineage: Eukaryota; Viridiplantae; Streptophyta; Magnoliopsida; Ericales; Balsaminaceae.